AUGGCUGGCGCGGACGAGACGCUCGCAGCCGCCACGGCUGUGCUGCAGUCUCUGGCCAGAGACGAGCCGACCACCGGCUCUUCCUCCCCUCCCUUUGAUUUCGAAUUCCCCUCGACCAACGGGACUAAAGCUUCCAAACUACCCGGGGAACCCACCGCUGCAAAGGCCGCCUUCGAAGCCGAGUUGGAGGCCUUGGUGCGCCGCGUGCACCACCUGGAAUUCCAAGCUGUCAGUCAUCACAAAUUCCCCGACGAACCCCAGCAGGCCCCGUCUGCCUUCGGAUCCAACAAGAAGGACCCUGAUUUUUUGUGGACCUUCGGGCUCGAUCGCUUGUCGUCCGGUCAAGGUUCUGACUCUUCUUAUUGCCUCACACAGCAGCAAAAACUGAAUCAACCCGAUCGGCGACAGCGAACCCCCUCGGGCCCCGACGACCACCAACCCUCCUCGGCCCCGACCGGAGACCUUGACGAUGACGAUACCGACGAGGAGGAUGAGAACGGCACCGGCACGCGCGUGGUACGCGAGGAAGACAUCAGCUUCCUGCGCAAUCACGUUCAGAAACAGGCCGAGGAGAUCAGCUUCCAAAAGGAUAUCAUUGCACAGGUCCGCGACGAGCUGCAAAAGCAGGAGGAGCACACCCGCCGUGCCCUGACCAAGGUGGAGAAUGAGGAUGUCGUCCUCCUCGAACGAGAGCUCCGGAAGCAUCAACAGGCCAACGAAGCCUUCCAGAAGGCCCUGCGGGAAAUCGGCGGCAUUAUCACCCAAGUUGCCAAUGGUGAUCUUUCCAUGAAGGUUCAGAUCCACCCCCUGGAGAUGGACCCCGAAAUCGCUACGUUCAAACGCACCAUCAACACCAUGAUGGACCAGCUGCAGGUCUUCGGUAGUGAGGUGUCUCGAGUCGCUCGUGAGGUCGGAACGGAGGGCAUACUAGGUGGACAGGCUCAAAUAACCGGCGUCCAUGGUAUCUGGAAGGAACUAACGGAGAAUGUGAACAUCAUGGCCAAGAAUCUGACGGAUCAAGUGCGAGAAAUUGCUGCAGUCACGACCGCUGUCGCACACGGAGAUCUCAGUCAGAAAAUUGAGAGCCGUGCUCAGGGUGAAAUCUUGGAACUGCAACAGACAAUCAACACUAUGGUGGAUCAACUACGGACAUUCGCAACGGAGGUCACGCGAGUCGCGCGUGAUGUCGGUACGGAAGGUGUACUCGGAGGUCAAGCGCAAAUCGAAGGUGUACAAGGAAUGUGGAACGAACUUACGGUAAAUGUCAAUGCUAUGGCGAACAAUCUCACCACGCAAGUGCGUGAUAUCGCUACUGUCACCAAGGCUGUCGCCAAGGGCGAUCUGACACAGAAGGUGCAAGCCAACUGCCGAGGAGAAAUCGCCGAACUUAAGAAUAUUAUCAAUUCCAUGGUGGACCAACUUCGGCAGUUCGCCCACGAAGUCACGAAGAUUGCAAAGGAGGUCGGAACAGAUGGUGUGCUUGGAGGUCAGGCCACAGUUAAUGACGUGGAAGGCACGUGGAAGGAUUUGACCGAGAAUGUCAACCGCAUGGCCAACAACCUGACUACCCAAGUGCGUGAAAUUGCGGAUGUCACCACCGCAGUCGCCAAGGGUGAUCUGACCAAAAAGGUCACUGCCAAUGUCCAGGGUGAGAUACUUGAUCUAAAGAGUACUAUCAACGGCAUGGUGGAUCGACUCAAUACCUUUGCCUUCGAGGUCAGUAAGGUGGCUCGUGAGGUCGGUACCGACGGUACACUUGGUGGUCAAGCGAAGGUCGACAACGUGGAAGGAAAAUGGAAAGAUCUCACCGACAACGUGAAUACCAUGGCCCAGAAUCUCACAUCUCAAGUGCGGAGUAUUUCAGACGUCACGCAAGCUAUUGCCAAGGGCGAUCUCAGCAAGAAGAUUGAGGUGCAUGCCCAGGGAGAAAUUCUCACACUCAAGGUUACCAUCAACCACAUGGUGGGUCGUCUUGCCAAGUUUGCAACCGAACUCAAAAAGGUUGCCCGAGAUGUCGGUGUCGACGGAAAGAUGGGUGGUCAAGCCAACGUGGAGGGCAUCGCCGGAACUUGGAAAGAAAUCACUGAGGACGUCAAUACCAUGGCUGAAAACCUUACGUCCCAAGUACGUGCAUUUGGCGAAAUUACAGAUGCCGCCACGGAUGGUGAUUUCACCAAACUUAUUACGGUCAAUGCCUCCGGAGAAAUGGACGAGCUGAAGCGCAAGAUCAAUAAGAUGGUUUCCAACCUGAGAGAUAGUAUUCAGCGUAAUACUGCUGCCAGGGAGGCUGCCGAACUUGCGAACCGCACCAAGUCUGAAUUCUUGGCAAACAUGUCCCACGAGAUCCGAACACCCAUGAACGGUAUUAUUGGCAUGACUCAACUCACUUUAGAUACUGAUGACUUGAAACCAUAUACCCGUGAGAUGUUGAACGUGGUUCACAACUUGGCCAACAGCUUGCUCACAAUUAUUGACGAUAUACUCGAUAUCUCAAAGAUCGAAGCAAACCGUAUGGUCAUUGAGAGCAUCCCAUUCACUGUGCGGGGAACUGUCUUCAACGCGCUUAAGACGUUAGCUGUCAAAGCGAAUGAGAAGUUCCUGAGUCUCACCUACCAGGUCGAUAAUACUGUACCGGACUAUGUAAUUGGUGAUCCAUUCCGUCUGCGUCAGAUUAUUCUGAACUUGGUUGGAAACGCUAUCAAGUUCACUGAGCAUGGCGAAGUCAAGCUUACUAUUCGGAAAUCUGACCGCGAACAGUGCACCAUCAAUGAGUAUGCAUUUGAAUUCUCAGUCUCAGAUACUGGUAUCGGUAUUGAGGAAGACAAGUUGGACUUGAUCUUUGAUACCUUCCAGCAGGCUGAUGGGUCUACUACCCGUCGUUUCGGUGGUACUGGUCUCGGCCUUUCAAUUUCGAAGCGCCUAGUGAACUUGAUGGGUGGUGAUGUAUGGGUCACUUCCGAGUAUGGCCAUGGAAGUACUUUCCACUUCACCUGCGUGGUCAAGCUUGCGGACCAGUCCUUGAAUGUCAUUGCCUCUCAACUUUUGCCAUACAGGAACCACCGAGUACUUUUCAUCGACAAGGGUCAGAAUGGCCUCCAAGCCACCAAUGUUAUCAAGAUGCUCAAGCAGAUUGAGUUGGAGCCACUGGUUGUUCGCAAUGAAGAGCAUGUACCACCACCUGAGAUCCAAGAUCCUUCCGGAAAAGAGUCUGGUCAUGCCUACGAUGUCAUCAUUGUUGACUCCGUUGACACUGCUCGCAUUCUGCGGACUUUUGACGAGUUUAAGUAUAUACCCAUUGUUCUCGUCUGUCCUUUGGUCUGUGUGAGCUUGAAGUCUGCCCUGGAUCUUGGUAUCAGUUCUUAUAUGACGACCCCGUGCCAGCCCAUUGAUCUGGGUAAUGGCAUGCUUCCCGCUUUGGAAGGCCGCUCAACACCCAUCACCACUGACAACUCUCGUUCGUUCGACAUUCUCCUUGCAGAGGACAAUGACGUGAACCAACAGCUUGCCAUGAAAAUUCUCCAGAAGCACAACCAUAAUGUCUUUGUUGUGGGCAAUGGUUUGGAAGCUGUGGAGGCUGUCAAGAAGCGCCGCUACGAUGUCAUUCUCAUGGAUGUUCAGAUGCCUGUUAUGGGUGGAUUUGAAGCCACUGGAAAGAUUCGCGAGUAUGAGCGGGAGAGUGGCCUUCAACGCACCCCAAUCAUCGCCCUCACAGCUCACGCCAUGUUGGGUGACCGUGAAAAGUGUAUUCAAGCCCAGAUGGACGAAUACUUGUCCAAGCCGCUCAAGCAGAAUCAGAUGAUGCAGACGAUUCUGAAGUGUGCGACGCUUGGUGGUUCGCUUCUGGAGAAGAGCAAGGAGUCUCGAAUCUCCAGCAGUGGAGAAAUGCACCCAAUCCACUCCUCCGUGGCUUCGGAUAACCAGAAUCAGCAGCAGCAUCAACAGCAGCGGUCCCAAAAACAGCAACCGCUGCCUUCGCCCACACGCCUUGGUGUAGACAGAGCAAUCACUGCCUCUGGCUCCAUCGGCCGCGGCAGCGUUGUGAGUCCCGUGGAAGACAAAGACGAAGAGAUGAUCGAUGAUCGGACGUUACUGCGCUCCAACAGUACCUGA
This is a messenger RNA of Penicillium macrosclerotiorum, 4110 nucleotides long. RefSeq names its product putative two-component osmosensing histidine kinase (Bos1) (gene tcsC). The coding region runs from base 1 to 4110 and encodes 1369 amino acids. Gene Ontology annotation, biological process: cellular hyperosmotic response; phosphorylation; phosphorelay signal transduction system. Lineage: Eukaryota; Fungi; Ascomycota; Eurotiomycetes; Eurotiales; Aspergillaceae. The record is from RefSeq and is a predicted model, not a curated record. Gene Ontology annotation, molecular function: phosphorelay sensor kinase activity. The transcript is spliced from 2 exons. Gene Ontology annotation, cellular component: membrane.